CCCACACGGCCGUGUGACCUGGCCAUGUGGCCGUGUGGAAAUCACCGAGCCUUCACACGGGCAGCUGGGAAAGCCACACGGCCGUGUGAGUCGGGAAUUGCUGUUUAAAACCCGAUUUUCAGCAAAAGGAAAGGGAGAGAGCUGAGUUUUGGAUCCCAAACACCCAAGGGACGAAUCCUAGAGAGAAAGAGAGCGACUUGGGAACAUUCUUGGAGCUAUUUUGGAGGAUUUCUUCGCCAUUGGAGCUCGGGAAUCAAGCUUGGAGAUGGAGAUUUAAGAUCUAAAUCAGAUUUCUGCAGUCUCUCUCUUCUCUAUGGAGUAACUUCCCUUCACUUAGGUUUUGAGGAACCUUAGUUCCAUGAGUUAGGAUCUUUCUUGUAUGAAGUUUUGGAUGCUAUAUUGUUUGAUUAUAAUCGAAUGAUGCAUGUUUAUUGAGUCAAUUGAAGUCUGAUCAACUUUUCCUGAUUCCUGCUGCAAUCUGAGAUAGAUAGAAUCUGAUUAGGUUGCUAGAGUCUCAUCAUUCGGUAGUAGGAGAUUGGCUAUACGAGAGUUAGCCAGUUUACUGCUUUGUACUGGAAUCCAAUUCCAGUAGUGGAGUUCUGUGCUUAUUGCUUCAGCUUUCUAUCCCGGUGAAGACUAGUCGUCUGCCGGAUAGUUAGACUGAGAGGGCUUGGUCAGCUUAAGAGAUUCCAAGCUACUGUCGGAUCUUCCGCAGUUUAAUCAACAGUAAAUCAACCAAAAGGAAUUACAACUUGGACCUAAUUGAGGAGCUAGGGGGAAUCAUACCUAAGUGAGUUCCCAAACUGUAAUUAGUAGUUUUACUUAGUUUAGUUAGUAGAGUAGUUAGUUAAUCAAUCCUUAAUCUAGUUUGCUAGAUAAUGAACUGAAGCUGAGUAAUAGUAACUCUAGAGACCCGUGGAUUCGAUAUUUAUUACUUGUGCCACUAUACUGCAGUCCCUUUCAUUGGUUACACUUGGCCAUUGUUAGGUGUUGUAUUUUAGCGUGUCAAGUUUUUGGCGCCGUUGCCGGGGACUUUCUAGAGUAUUAGGAAAGGCAGAAGUUUGUUACUUUAGCAUUUUUCUUUUCUUUUCUUUUCCACCCUUGCUUUUCACUUGGGUGUUUUUGUUUUUGUUGGUGCAGAUCUGAAUCAUGGAUCCUAAUGGCUUCUCCAAUCAUUGGGGGUAUCCACCACCAUCUGGGUGGUAUUACCCCGCGACUCCCUACAGCAAUCAAGGAGGAGAAGACUAUGGAUUUGGGUUCCAGUACCAACCCCCUUUCCAUGGAGAACAACCAGACCCCUGGGCAUAUCAAGAACAACCUCAUUACCAAGAAGACUUUCUCCCACAACCAGAAGGGCCAUCGGAGCUGGAGUUACCCAUGGCGGCCUUCACGGGCCACUCUACAGAGCCAUGCUACACUUCACUGGAAGAUCCGAACAAACAAUUAAGGCUUCUCGUGGAGCAGUUUGCUCGAGACACUGAGAAAUCAUGCUCCAAGAUGGAUAUUCAAAUCAAAGCCCUUGCCACUUGCGAUCCCUCAUUUCUCCAUGAUAUGGAGGAGACUGUUCAGCGCUCAGCGAAGCAAACACAGUGGGUGAAGCUCUGGGAUUAAUUCAACGGAGAAAGCUCUGGGAGAAACACCGGGACUCACUACCUAUCCUAUCCAGAUUAAUUCACAUAUUCCAAUAUAUUUAAUCCAUAUCUCUACAGCCAAGAUAUCAUUAUUAUGCUAGCUAUCCCUGUCGGGAAUUACUACGUACUAAACAAUUAAAUCAAAUCCUACUGUCGUAGCUCAAUGACUUAACUAUUUAGCCUGAAGAACGAUAUCCCAAUCAAGACCGCAUAGCAUCUUAUUUAAUCCACUGUCGCUUCGAUAAGUUACUAUGUCACAUGAAAUAUGUUCAGUUAUUAGGGUUUCACUGUCGCUAAUAACCUAAUUAACUACAAAUCAUUGUAUUGGUGGACAAUCAACACAAAGCAUUAAGUAAUUUCAUGCAAUAGAGUUUGGAAGAAAAGAGAUAUGAAUCAAUCCAUCAAAUCUAGAAAUAGCUGCAUCCUAUGGUGUUUCCCCCAGAAAUCGGGGUUUAGUUCAUGACGAAAAUAAAACAAACAAUCAUGUUCAUAAUCAUCAUGGUACGAAGCAAAGCAAAAGAAAACAAAUAUGGAUAAUUGCUUCCCGCUGCUCUGCACUCGAUCGCCGCAACAAGCUGCUCGCUCCGCUGACUCGACUCUACUGUCACUCCAGGAAUUGGCCAAGUGUAACCACUUCCUAAAGCGUAGUAUAGCGGGUUUGGGUUUAAUUAUCAACCCGGGUCCUAGAUCUGAUGACUACUCAGUGAAUUCUUGUUAUCUAGCAAUGAAACUGGAAUGCAAGUCUAAACUAUCAAACUAACAAGCAAGUAAACGGUUGUGUUCAGGUUAAGAGAGGUCACCCGGAUAUGGUUCCCCCUAGACUGCAGUUAAGCCGGAUUGUAAUUACCAAGUUCGGUUUCUAUGAUAGUUAUACUGCGGAAGGUUCUUAAACAGCCUGAAGUCUCGACUAAAGGUCUUCAGACCCUCUCAAUCUGAGUCUCUAGCGGGCGACUAACCUCCACCGGAGUAAACAAAUUGAGGCCUUAACAAACAAAACCUCCACUACCGGAGUAAAUCCGGUACAAAAUAGUCAGUUGGCUCCUCGACUAAAGUCACCAACUCCCUAUCUUCAAUCAAGGAUGCUCUAUCAACCUAGGCAGAUAUUCUCAUUCUAGGUUAAAGCAGAAACAAUAGGAAUUUGACGAGGAUUCAUGCCAUUCAAUCAUUCAAACCUCAAUUGAAUAUAAUCAAAUCAUAGAAUCAGU
Molecule: messenger RNA, 2836 nt
Organism: Linum trigynum
Lineage: Eukaryota; Viridiplantae; Streptophyta; Magnoliopsida; Malpighiales; Linaceae
Source: the annotation of a GenBank genome assembly